AUGAGUGAAUUCAGUCCGUCAGAGAGCGUCCAACACUGUCCUAUGCCCCAAUCAGCCAGAGACGAUCACACUCACAGCUGGGAAAGUGCACCCGAACAAGGUUACAAACAAGCUAUUGAAGAAGAUCAGGCACAUAAUUCGGAAGUUAAACAAGACCAGAUAACUGUAGAACACGUAACACCACAUUCUUCUGCCUCACCAUCGAUUCAGCAGGAGGCGGUGAGACAGUCACACCCUGCUAGUUCCCCACCAUUGCCACCUGUUCAAUCUGGGCCACGUAGUUGGGCACAAAUGGCAUCUAAACAACCGUCUCAGCCCGUUAUGAAUGCACAAGUAUCUAAAGGCUUGAGAAGUAAUACAAAUACUUCGGAGUAUGAUACUUCAGACGACCAGCACAGAUCAGGCUUGAGACAGUCUGUGAAUCCAGAUGGCGGCCCGCAAAGGAUACGCCCUAUGGGACCACGCCAACAAGGAGAUUCACGAGGUGUCUCGGAAAUGAAUUAUGCGCAUGAUAAUCGUGGUUCUGCUAGAGGGAAUACAUCUAGAGGUUCUGGUUUCGGUGGACCUGCUCGUGGUGGAGGUAGAGGUGGCGGCGGCGGUGGACGUGGCGGUAUGGGUAAUGGACCUAUGGGUCGAGGUUCAAAUAAUAAUCCACGCAGAACAGGUUAACUAACGCCAGACUACAUGGCAUUAUACCUUCAAGCUUGGACAACACAUUUAUUAAACAAAAAUAAUAAAACGAACAAAACAGAUGUAAC
This is a messenger RNA of Trichobilharzia szidati, 758 nucleotides long. Lineage: Eukaryota; Metazoa; Platyhelminthes; Trematoda; Strigeidida; Schistosomatidae. The record is from the annotation of a GenBank genome assembly.